This is a messenger RNA of Manis javanica (Malayan pangolin), 7232 nucleotides long. It is a transcript of the gene PDE3A, whose product is annotated as phosphodiesterase 3A. Lineage: Eukaryota; Metazoa; Chordata; Mammalia; Pholidota; Manidae. Gene Ontology annotation, molecular function: 3',5'-cyclic-nucleotide phosphodiesterase activity. Gene Ontology annotation, biological process: signal transduction. The record is from RefSeq and is a predicted model, not a curated record.
AGGGCCGGGUGUCGGGGCGUGUGCCGGCGUGGGGGCGUCGGGGCGCCCUCGGGGGCGCGGUGAGGAGGGCACAGCAUGGCAGCGCCCGGCGAGGCCGCCCGGGUCGGGGACCAGCCCGGCGCCGGGGGCGUGAGUCCGGCCCCCGCGGCCGCGGGCCGCCGCCGCCGCCGCUGGGGCGACCUGGCGCUGCAGCCGCCCCGGCGCUCGCGGAAACUUUCCCCGGCGCUGUGCGCGGGCUCCCUGCCUCUCCUGCUGGCGCUGCUGGUGAGGCUGGUCCGCGGGGAGACCGGCUGUGACCCGGUGCAGAGCAAGGAGGCGGUGGCGGUGGCGGCGGCGGAGGCGGCAGCGGCCCCGGGAGCAGAAGGGGGCGUUCUCCCGGGGCCUCGGGGAGGUGCUCCCGGGGGCGGUGCGCCGCCCAGCCCCUGGCUGCAGCCCUCGGCGUUGCUCUUCAGUCUCCUGUGUGCCUUCUUCUGGAUGGGCUUGUACCUCCUGCGCGCCGGGGUGCGCCUGCCUCUGGCGGUCGCGCUGCUGGCCGCCUGCUGCGUGGGGGAAGCGCUCGUGCAGAUUGGGUUGGGCGUCGGGGAGGAUCACUUACUCUCGCUCCCGGCCGCGGGGGUGGUGCUCAGCUGCCUGGCCGCCGCGACAUGGCUGGUGCUGAAGCUGAGGCUGGGCGUCCUCAUGAUCGCCUUGACUAGCGCGGUCAGGACCGUGUCCCUCAUUUCCUUAGAGAGGUUCAAGGUCGCCUGGAGACCUUACCUGGCGUACUUGGCUGGCGUGCUGGGGAUCCUCCUGGCGAGGUACGUGGAGCAAAUCUUGCCGCAGUCCGCGGGGGCGGCUCCGAGGGAGCAUUUUGGGUCCCAGCUAAUUGCUGGGACCAAGGAAGACAUCCCGGUAUUUAAGAGGAGGAGGCGGUCCAGCUCCGUGGUGUCCGCCGAGAUGUCCGGCUGCAGCAGCAAGUCCCAUCGGAGGACCUCCCUGCCCUGCAUACCCAGGGAACAGCUUAUGGGGCAUUCAGAAUGGGACCACAAACGAGGGCCACGAGGGUCACAGUCUUCAGGAACCAGUAUCACUGUGGAUAUUGCCGUGAUGGGUGAGGCUCACGGCCUCAUUACUGACCUCCUGGCAGACCCCUCUCUGCCCCCCAAUGUGUGCACGUCUUUGAGGGCAGUAAGCAACCUGCUCAGCACCCAGCUCACCUUCCAGGCCAUUCACAAGCCCAGAGUGAAUCCUGUCGUUUCCUUCAGUGAAAACUAUACCUGUUCUGAUUCUGAAGAAAACUCCGAAAAAGACAAGCUGGCUAUUCCCAAGCGCCUGAGAAGGAGUUUGCCCCCGGGUUUGUUGAGACGAGUUUCAUCAACAUGGACAACCACCACGUCGGCCACUGGCCUUCCCACUCUGGAGCCCGCCCCAGUACGGAGGGACCGUAGUGCCAGCAUCAAACUGCAUGAAGCACCUUCAUCCAGUGCUGUUAGUUCUGAUUCUUGGAAUAACCCAGUGAUGACGACCCUCACCAAAAGCAGAUCCUUCACUUCGUCCUAUGCUGUGUCCGCAGCUAACCACAUAAAGGCUAAAAAGCCAAAUCGACCAGGUGCCCUGGCUAAAAUCUCACCUCUGUCCUCACCCUGCUCCUCACCUCUCCAAGGGACUCCUACCAGCAGCCCCAUCAGCAAAGUUUCUGCAGUCCAGUUUCCAGAAUCUUCAGACGCAACUGCCAAACAACGCCUAAGUUCUCACAGGGCCUUAACUUAUACUCAAAGUGCCCCUGACCUCUCUCCUCAGAUCCUCGCUCCACCUGUUAUAUGUAGCAGCUGUGGCAGACCAUAUUCCCAAGGCAGUCCUGCUGAUGGGUCCCUGGAAAGAAGUGGUGCAGCCAUUCAGACCCCAGGCAGACCAGAUGACACUGCUCAGGUUACCUCUGAUUAUGAAACCAAUAACAACAGUGACAGCAGUGACAUUGUACAGAAUGAAGAUGAGACUGAGUGUGUGAGGGAGCCUCCCAGGAAAACGUCGGCUUGCAGCACCUACACGUCUGAGACCAUGAUAUUCCUGGACAAACCAAUGCUUGCUCCUGAACCUCUCGUCAUGGACAACUUGGACCCAAUUAUGGAGCAGCUAAAUACUUGGAAUUUCCCAAUUUUUGAUUUAGUGGAAAAAAUAGGAAGGAAAUGUGGCCGUAUUCUUAGUCAGGUAUCAUACAGACUUUUUGAAGACAUGGGCCUCUUUGAGGCUUUUAAAAUUCCAGUCAGGGAAUUUAUGAAUUAUUUUCAUGCUCUGGAGAUUGGAUACAGGGAAAUUCCUUAUCAUAACAGAAUCCAUGCCACUGACGUCUUACAUGCUGUUUGGUAUCUUACCACGCAGCCCAUUCCAGGCCUCUCAACUGUGAUUAAUGAUCACGGAUCAGCAAGUGAUUCAGAUUCUGACAGUGGAUUUGCACAUGGACAUAUGGGAUAUGUAUUCUCAAAAAUGUAUAAUGUGCCAGAUGAUAAAUACGGAUGCCUGUCUGGCAAUAUUCCUGCCCUGGAGUUGAUGGCACUGUAUGUAGCGGCUGCCAUGCAUGAUUAUGACCACCCCGGAAGGACUAAUGCUUUCCUCGUUGCUACUAGUGCCCCUCAGGCGGUGCUGUACAACGAUCGCUCAGUUUUGGAGAAUCAUCAUGCAGCUGCUGCAUGGAAUCUUUUCAUGUCCCGGCCAGAGUAUAACUUCUUAGUUAACCUUGACCAUGUGGAAUUUAAGCAUUUCCGUUUCCUUGUCAUUGAAGCCAUUUUGGCCACUGACCUGAAGAAACACUUUGACUUCGUAACCAAAUUUAAUGCCAAGGUGAAUGAUGAUGUUGGAAUAGAUUGGACCAAUGAAAAUGAUCGUCUACUGGUUUGUCAAAUGUGUAUAAAGUUGGCUGAUAUCAAUGGGCCAGCUAAAAGUAAAGAGCUCCAUCUUCAGUGGACAGAGGGUAUUGUCAAUGAAUUUUAUGAACAGGGUGACGAAGAGGCCAGCCUUGGAUUACCAAUAAGCCCUUUCAUGGACCGUUCCGCUCCUCAGUUGGCCAAUCUUCAGGAAUCCUUUAUCUCUCAUAUUGUGGGUCCUCUGUGCAGCUCCUAUGACUCAGCAGGACUGAUGCCAGGGAAAUGGGUGGAAGACAGUGAUGAGUCAGGAGAUACGGAUGACCCAGAAGAGGAAGAGGAGGAAGCCCCAAAUGAAGAGGAAAUCUGUGAAAGUGAUGAAUCUCCAAGAAAGAAAACUUUCAAAAGGAGGAAAGUCUACUGCCAAAUAACUCAGCACCUCCUGCAGAACCACAAGAUGUGGAAGAAAGCCAUUGAGGAGGAACAGCGGUUGGCAGGCGUAGAAGAUCAGUCCCUAGACCAGACCCCCCAGCAGCAUCCCCCAGAGCAGAUCCAGGCCAUCCGGGAAGAAGAGGAAGAGAAAGGGAAGCCGAGCGGAGAGGGGAUCCCAGCUCCUGAGCCGAAUCAGUGACGAUGAAUAGACCUGUCAGACUCUUUUCAAGCCAGCACAACACUUAGACACAACACUGUAGAGAUACAAGAAGAUCGGCAAAUGGCUAUUGCAUUUUGGGGAUUCUUCGUAUCUUAUUUGUUUAUUUUUACAGUGAGGUACAUUGUUAAAAACUCUUGCUCCAAGAAGCUUUCACGUUUGCAACACCAGCUUCUAAGGAUUUUUUUUUUUAAGGAAAAAAUAUACGUGUGUGUGUGUAUAAGCUCUCACAUAGAAACAUGUAAAACAGUCACACACAUACACACAUAUACACACUGAAAGCCAGGAUUACUGGCUCCACAAUUUAGUAACAUUCAUAUUAAGAUAUUUAGUGGUCACUGUGAUACAACAAGUCGUAAAUGAAAAAAAUAAAGGAAAAGAAAUCACAAAGGAAAUGGUGUGGCUUAGCAGGGAAACAGUGCAGAGAAUGUAGGUUAUCAACUAAGGAGCUUCUGCUCUUAAUACUGAAGGAUGAAAAUUCCAGAGCGUUAUUUGAAUUCUUAUACAUCCUGCCAACGUUGUGUGUGUGUGUGAGAGAGAGAGAGAGGAUUGAAAGGGUAUGUGUGUAUGUAUGUUUGUGUGUAUGUAAAGAGAGAUUUUUGUGGUUUUAGUAGCUCAUAGAAUAGCUGCAGCAGUGACUCAGCACAUGUGAACAAACAGAAGGAAUACUCUGGAGUGUGUCUCAGAGGCAGCCGUUCCAAACGCCUGCCUCCAUUUAGCCUCAGUAUAGGACCCUCUACCGAGAGGGUGUGGAAGGGCUGGGUGAGAGGGCCACCUUCUGGCAGUACUGCUCUGCACCACGUGGGGGCUCUCUAUCACCAGCCUUAAACCUGGAAGGCACGCAUUUCCCAGUCUGCUUGCCUAAUGAAUGUAUAGAAGCUGUUUGUGCAUCUGUCACUAACCUGAGAUCAAAUCGCCAUGGCAGGGGGCGGCAUUCUUUAUCCCGAAACACCGAGGAGGGAGCUGGAGUCAGGGCUUGUAAUCAGGUCAGCGUUCUGAAAGAAAGGUUGCCAGAGAAGACCUGGGAAACUGCUCUCUCAUCGCUGCAAAAUGUGUGGCAGAAAAGGAAAAAACAAAGAAAGGCAAACAGAAACCCACAGAGGGAUCUAUAGCGAGAGUUGAAGGGGAAACAUUUCCACACGGGGUUUGGUGUUCGUUGACGCAAGGAAAGCCUGAUUUUUGACAACUGGUGAAGAGUGGCUUUGGGGAGGCCCGGGUUCCCCUGGCAGCCGUGUUGUGGUGCUCCACGUGCCGUGUGCAGGGAUAGCUUCUGUCUGCACUCUGGCCCAAUGCUGUGCUUCUUUGGGCAGGGAAGAUUUUAGAUGGACUUUUGGGGACUGGACCUAUUAUUGAAAGUCCUCUUUUUUUUUUGGUUUGUUUAUCUACACUUGUUUAUGCUGUGAGCCAAACCUCUAUUUAAAAAGUUGAUACUCACUUUCAAUAUUUUAUUUUGUAUUAUUCUAUUUGUCAUGAAUAGUUAUCUUGAUGUAAAUACAAAGAUUUGUUUCUGUAGAUAGGAAAUUCUUUUUUUUUUUAAAAGAAAAGGGAAACAUUUUUAUAAAGUUAUAUUUUAAUCACCAUUUUUAUACAUUGUAGCCAUCUCUAAACCCAGCAAGAGGGAUAAGGCAUUUGCAUGGAAGUCUAUGGACCGCCAUUCAUCUACCUAUUCUAAUAUAAAUGAUAAUCAGAUAUAGUUAUUUUAUGCCAAUCAAAUGAGGUUGCUGCAAAGAAUGAUUUUUCACUAGGAAGUAUGGCUAACCUUUGGGUAACUUUUGGUUCCAUGAUUCCCAAAGAGAAGGACUCUCUUAACAAAUACCAGAUUUUUAUAUUCAGCAUCCAUACCUUCCCAGCUCUUUUUGGUUAAAACUCUUCCUUUCACAUAUUUAUGGACCUGCUCAUCAUCUACACUGUCUUAACUUCUAAGUAAACCUUGAUUGUGAUUCCUACUUUUUAUUUCCUCUGAAGGCAUUGAAAAGAGUUACAUUAAAAAUGCCUUUGUUUCUCACAAGUGGAUAUUCUUCCCUUCCAAAGCAAUGAAUUUGCAAUAAUCCAUGGCAUUUUUCAGGUAAGGCAAUGAGAACAUAUUCGAAAAUAAACAUGGUUUCAAGGCAAAUUUCGCAGUAAGUAAGAAAGUAUGCAAAGGAUUAAAUGGAUGCAGAAAUGUGAAAAUGAGUUUUUUUUUUAGUUAGCACCAGGUCUUCAUUGUUUAGGACUUGCAGAGUUGUUUUCCAUUUUCUUGCAUUGUCUUUGUGCCUCUAUGUUUGCAAACAUUACUGUUAGUCAAAUACAUUUCCCCAGUGAAUGUAUUCACUCCCUUCCCCUUGCAAAUAAGAGGGAGAAAAGAAAAAGCAUUUAUAUUCUCAUACCUAUUACUAAUUACUUAACAAAACUAAUAUUUCUUUCUUUUCCCAAUGCCAUACAUCUCUAAAAUAAGUAUGUGUCGAAAAAUCUGGGUGUGAAACAAGUAGAAAUGUCAGUGGAGCAGUGAUGUGUCCAUAACUGUAUAUGGGCAGCUUCAUCAAAGCUAUAUGGCUGCAAGCCAGGGCCUGACUGCCAGAAGAGAGGUCUUAGGAAACUGUUUAAUAUUGUUUGCUUGUUUUGUUUCAAAGUGCAUGAAGUAAUUGUGGCCAAAGCAGUUAGAACCUCUUCCUUCCAGAAUGGUGUUCAUCCUUCCAACCUGAUUGAUAUUUUUCUUCAAAAAUAAAUUACCCAGAGAUUAAAGCUAAACAUGUAUUGAAAUCAAGAAAUAGAGACUUGUCAGGUGUGAGACAUUCCUACACACCAGGACAUCUCAAAGGAUACCUCAGAGCAUGAAAAGAUAUUUUCUGCUGGUGGUAUUAUCCCCCUUGUUGGUGACAGCAAUGGUAAUCGUGUUCACUUCCAACUCCAGAGCGUAUUUCUGGGGGUGCCGGCAUAUUUGCUGUGAUUUGCUCUACUUUUAUAUGAACCUAUUUGUAGGUGCCAUUAGAUAAACUCAGGUCUUUCAUCUGAGGGAAUGUAGAGCCCAUUUAGGGAAAAGGAUAUUUGUAUAGACACACAUCAAACCAAUGGUAAGAAAGUUGGACCUGGGGACCUCGAUACCAGCUGUUGCUCUCUGUUAAGGAAAAGGCCAGGGACACUGUGGGUGUCCUUGAUGUCAUUUCCAGCAUGCAAAUAGGAUGUGUUUCCAGGUACCUGUCUAAGCCAACCUUCAGAACUUUGUUUCCUUGCUGAAAACACCACUUUAGUCUUUUUUUUUUAAUUUAUAAAACUACUUUUUUUGUCAUUUAUAUGAUACCUGGUUUUGCUCUCAGUAGGUGAUGAAGACAGUAACUCCAUCCAGGGAUACAUCUCUGUUGGUCUUCAUCUGAAAAGUGAAGGAAUUUCCUCAUAUUCUGUUUAAGAAAAUAUCUACUCCCUUAAAACAAAAAUACCUAAUUCUGUCUGCUGCAUUUUGAAGGAAUUUUGAACAAACCCUAACCACUGCAAUCCCAUUACAAUGAAAGAAAAGGGAUUGUGUGUCUUGGAGUCUGUUCAUAUUACAUAUGUGGAUUGCAGUUUCCGUAUGUCCCCUGGCUCUCAUGAUUUGCAGUUUCCUGAUAGCCCCUGUCACUUUCCCAGAGAACUUUCUUUGAAGGUAAAAGCUGUGCAGAAGGCAUGAGACCCAGGUCUAUUUUUUGUUUAAAUGACAGAAAAACAUAAAUUAUUUUCUAAGUAAUAAAGAUAUGAAAAUUAACCUUGUAAAUAAAGUCUAAAGUUUGAAAUGA